AAAAAGUCGAAGAAGAAGAACCGAAGCGGAGGAUCCCUCGGUGUGCGCAUGCGCGAGUAAAUAAUGGGAGCUGGCGUGAGAGUUGAAUAAAUUCAUGUUCAGUGACACUCCUCUGACAACAAUCUCACAUUCAUCGAUUCAACAAUAAAUGCAGGAAUAUCUGCAUCAGUUCUCAAGUGAAGAGGAGCAUCAAACCAUCCAAGAAGAGAUGAAAUCUGUAAAGAUUGAGUUUAUUAAAGAGGAAAGAGAGGAGAUGAGAGAUCCAGAACCCUGCAGAAUCAAACACACUAAAGAUACUGAAGAACAAAAAGAGUUGAUUGAAGAUAAUGUGGUGAAAGAAGAACUGAGUGAAUCUGAGAAGAAAAAUCAUGUUAGAAGUGGAGAGAAACCUGAACAGAAUGAUUUAAAGAAAAAAAGAACCAAUAAAUCUUUCACCUGCACUCAGUGUGGAAAGAGUUUCUCACGAUCAUCAAAGCUUAAGGAUCACAUGAACAUCCACACUGAAGAGAAACCAUACACAUGUGAUCAAUGCGGGAAGAGUUUCACAAUAAAAAGAUACCUUGCAUCACAUGUGAGAAUUCACACUGGAGAGAAGCCGUUCACUUGUGAUCAAUGCGGGAAAACAUUUUUGUUUGCUUCAGAACUGAAGAGACACCUGAGAGUUCAUAGAAAGGAGAAACCACAUUCAUGUCAUUUGUGUGGAAAGAGGUUUUCACAUCUACAAAAUUUGAAAGAACAUGAGAAAAUACAUACUGGUGUGAGAGAUUACAUGUGCUUUGAGUGUGAAAAGACUUUUACUACAGCAAAGUGUUUAAAACAGCAUGAGAGGAUUCACACUGGAGAGAAACCUUAUAAGUGUUCACACUGUGACAAGAGAUUCAGUCAGUCAGGACACCUGAAAAAACAUGAGAUGAUCCACACUGGAGAGAAACCUUACAAGUGUUCACACUGUGACGAGAGAUUCAGUGUGUCAUCAAGUCUGAAACUACAUGAGAGGAUUCACACUGGAGAGAAACCUUACAUGUGUUCACACUGUGACAAGAGAUUCAGUGUGUUAUCAAGUCUGAAACUACAUGAGAUGAUCCACACUGGAGAGAAACCUUACAAGUGUUCACACUGUGACAAGAGAUUCAGUGUGUCAUCAAGUCUGAAACUACAUGAGAGGAUCCACACUGGAGAGAAACCUUACAAGUGUUCACACUGUGACAAGAGAUUCAGUGUGUCAUCAAGUCUGAAACUACAUGAGAGGAUUCACACUGGAGAGAAACCUUACAAGUGUUCACACUGUGGCAAGAGAUUCAGAGAUUUUGGAAACCUGAAAAAACAUGAGAGGAUCCACACUGGAGAGAAACCUUAUAAGUGUUCACACUGUGACAAGAAAUUCAGUCAGUCAAGAGACCUGAAAAAACAUGAGAUGAUCCACACUAGAGAGAAACUGUACACAUGUGAUAAAUGCGGGAAAACAUUUUUGAGUGCUCCAGAACUGAAACAGCACCUGAGAGUUCAUACAAAGGAGAAGCCACAUUCAUGUCAUUUUUGUGGAAAUAGGUUUUCACAUCUACAAAAUUUGAAAGAACAUGAGAAAACACAUACUGGUGUGAGAGAUUACAUGUGCUUUGAGUGUGAGAAGACCUUUACUACAGCAAAGUAUUUAAAACAGCAUGAGAUGAUCCACACUGGAGAGAAACCUUACAAGUGUUUACUCUGUGACAAGAGAUUCAGUCAGACAAGAGACAUGAAAAGACAUGAGAGGAUUCACACUGGAGAGAAACCUUACCAGUGUUCACACUGUGGCGAGAGAUUCAGUCGGUCAUCAAAUCUGAAACUACAUGAGAAGAUGCACACUGGAGAGAAACCUUACAAGUGUUCACACUGUGACAAGAGAUUCAGUCAGUCAUCAAAUCUGAAACUACAUGAGAGGAUUCACACUGGAGAGAAACCGUGUCACUGCACUGCAUGUGAAAACUAUCACAAGUUGAUUAAAGACAAUGAGGAAAAAGAAGAAUUGAGUGAAUCUGAGAAGAAAAAUCAUGUCAGAAGUGGAGAAAAACCCAAACGAAUGAUUUAAAGAAAAAAAGAACCAAUAAAUCUUUCACCUGCACUCAAUGUGGAAAGAGUUUCUCACGAUCAUCAAACCUUAAGGAUCACAUGAACAUCCACACGGAAGAGAAACCAUACACAUGUGAUCAAUGCGGGAAGAGUUUCACAAUAAAAAGAUACCUUACAUCACAUAUGAGAAUUCACACUGGAGAGAAGCCGUUCACUUGUGGAGCUAUUAUUAUGACAAAAUGAUUUGAAAUUGAAUUGUGUAAACUUGAAUUAUUUGCAAGUGUAAUCCAACAAAAUUGAAUUUUAAGUGGUAGUUUAAAUAUUUCUGAAUUUGAUUUUUUUUUAAACGAAUAUUGAAGAUUUGAAAAUUAACAAACUGAAAUGUUUUAUGGCUGAUUUUUAUAGACCUGUAUUUUCAAACAGCUAGUUUUUUUGUUCUGAAUUCUUAUACUGCAAAUAUUCAUUUAAAACAAAUUCAGAUUCAUGUUUUCAAGAUGAAGAAAUUUGGAACUUCAAAUUCAGUUUUCUAAAAUUCAAUGUCAAAAAUUCAGAUCUUACAGAAAGUAGGUCACAGGUCAUCCACAGGGAAGAGUAGAUGAUCUCAGAAAAGUCGAACAGAGCAUUUUGGCCAAUUGGGGACUGCGGAAGUUUUCCAGCGCGAACGUGGUGGUGGUUCAAGAGGUUGCCACUCUCUGACUCUGAUCAUGAAUCGCCCGGUGUUGUGUAAUAUUCGGUUCCUGUGAAAAACUGUUCCCGUUGGUGGAGUUAACAUGAAUAUUCAUUAGUUCCCUUAUUGUGAGUGUGUCCUUGAAACAACGUGCAAACGAAUGGAACUGAAAAUAUCAGUGCACGCUCGUCAAAUCUCUAUUUGAUUUAAUGGAUUAUUUUGAUCAGGUAACAAAGUGUCAAUGUUAAGCGUUAAUUAGCAUUAACUGCAACAGUGCCAAAACAAUGGAUAGUUUGUGUAAUAUGAUAAAUUGUCUUUCAUGUUUUGCUUGAUUGAUUACAGGCACACAGAAAAACAAUCAAUAAGCUAAUUUAACCUAUCUUAACUAAUAUAGUUUUGACUCUUUGGUGUAUUUCGCUUUUUAUAUAUUUUGUUUGUGAGGCUUUUUUUAUAAUAGUUUGCUUUGAUUAGACUACCUAUUUGUCAUUGGAGAGAGACUAGUACAAUUUGUAUACAAUGCCUGAAACAAACCACUACAAAUGUAUCUGUGUCUUAAUAAAAUCGAUGUGAGCAUCCUG
This is a messenger RNA of Carassius carassius (crucian carp), 3294 nucleotides long. Its product is annotated as gastrula zinc finger protein XlCGF57.1-like. The coding region runs from base 149 to 2068 and encodes 639 amino acids. Gene Ontology annotation, biological process: regulation of transcription by RNA polymerase II. The record is from RefSeq and is a predicted model, not a curated record. Lineage: Eukaryota; Metazoa; Chordata; Actinopteri; Cypriniformes; Cyprinidae. The transcript is spliced from 4 exons. Gene Ontology annotation, molecular function: DNA-binding transcription factor activity, RNA polymerase II-specific; RNA polymerase II cis-regulatory region sequence-specific DNA binding.